Molecule: messenger RNA, 1755 nt
Organism: Lycium ferocissimum
Lineage: Eukaryota; Viridiplantae; Streptophyta; Magnoliopsida; Solanales; Solanaceae
Product: 7-deoxyloganetin glucosyltransferase-like
Exons: 2
Coding region: 75-1529 (484 amino acids)
Molecular function (GO): UDP-glycosyltransferase activity
Source: RefSeq, a predicted model, not a curated record
CGAUCUUCUUACCAAAAUCAUACAAAAUCCUUCAUUUCCCUCUCGAGAGAUUUUUAAAAAGAGAAAUAGAAAGAAUGGGUUCCAUUAGUGCUGAAUUAAACAAGCCACAUGCAGUAUGCAUACCAUUCCCUGCCCAAGGCCAUAUUAACCCCAUGUUAAAGCUAGCCAAAAUCCUUCAUCACAAAGGCUUUCACAUAACUUUUGUCAACACUGAAUUUAACCAUAGGCGUCUCCUUAAGUCUCGUGGCCCCGAUUCUCUCAACGGGCUUUCAUCGUUGCGUUUCGAGACCAUUCCCGAUGGACUCCCACCUUGUGAUGCCGAUGCAACGCAAGACAUACCUUCUUUGUGUGAAUCCACUACUAAAACUUGCUUAGGUCCCUUUAGGGAUCUUCUUGCAAAGCUUAAUAACACGUUGGACGUGCCACCGGUGUCUUGCAUCGUUUCGGAUGGUAUCAUGAGCUUCACCUUAGCUGCUGCACAAGAAUUGGGAGUCCCUGAAGUUCUGUUUUGGACCACUAGUACUUGUGGUUUCUUAGGUUACAUGCAUUACUCCACCAUUAUUGAAAAAGGAUAUAUUCCACUUAAAGAUGCCAGUCAAUUAACAAAUGGGUACCUAGAGACAACUUUGGAUUGCAUACCAGGAAUGGAGAACAUACGAUUAAGGGAUCUUCCAAGUUUCUUGAGAACUACAAAUCCAGAUGAAUACAUGAUUAAAUUUGUUCUCCAAGAAACAGAGAGAGCGAGAAAAGCUUCUGCAAUUGUCCUCAACACCUUCGAGGCACUAGAGAGUGAAGUUCUUGAAUCGCUCCGAACUCUCCUUCCACCAGUCUACCCAAUAGGGCCAUUGCAUUUACUCGUCAAACACGUCGAUGAUGAGAAUUUGAAGGGACUCGGGUCGAGCCUAUGGAAAGAGGAGCCAGAGUGCAUACAAUGGCUUGACACAAAAGAACCAAACUCUGUUGUUUAUGUUAACUUUGGUAGUAUCACUGUUAUGACUCCUAAUCAACUUAUGGAAUUUGCUUGGGGACUUGCAAAUAGCCAGCAAGAGUUUCUAUGGAUCAUAAGACCCGAUAUUGUAUCAGGUGAUGAAGCAAUUCUUCCACCUGAAUUCGUGGAAGAAACUAAAAAGAGGGGAAUGCUUGCGAGUUGGUGCUCGCAAGAAGAAGUACUUAACCAUCCAGCAAUAGGAGGAUUCUUGACUCAUAGUGGAUGGAAUUCUACGCUCGAGAGUAUUAGUAGUGGGGUCCCUAUGGUUUGUUGGCCGUUUUUCGCAGAACAACAGACAAAUUGUUGGUUUUCUGUUACUAAAUGGGGUGUAGGAAUGGAGAUUGACAAUAAUGUGAAGCGGGGUGAAGUGAAAAGCCUUGUGAGGGAAUUGAUGCUUGGUGAAAAAGGCAAAGAAAUGAAGAAAAAGACAAUUGAAUGGAAGAAUUUGGCUCAAGAAUCUGCAAAAAAAUCAACAGGGUCAUCUUAUGUGAACAUAGAAAAUGUGGUCAAUGACAUUCUUCUUUCAUCCAAACUAAGUUAAAGAAGUUGAUUACAGAAGGUGUUUGAAAUUUCAUCUUCUUUUCUUCAUGUGUUCUUGUAAGAGUUUUUCAUAUUAUAGUUCUUUCUCCUUCUUCCAUCCAUUGGUAUUCCGAGCAGGAAGGAACAUAUUUAUUGCAUAAUUAUGUAUGUUUGGUCACCAUUAUGACAGACUUUGAAGUACUAUUACAUCAUUGCAAAUUGAAGUAAAUAAUACUCCCUUUGUUCCA